UGGCGGCUCCGAGUCUCAGACGCCAGAAUGGAAACGCUCCUCGGUGCGCUCACUGGCACACCUCCCUCCUCCUCUCCUCCUCCUCCUUCUCCUCCUCCGCCUCCACCUCAUCAUCAUCAUCCUCAUCAUCACCUUCAUCAUCAUCUUCUUCUUCUUAAUUGCGCAUCGGCACUCCGGCAGCAGCACACCGGGAGUCACGAGCCCCGCCUGACACGUCUGUGAGGAUGCUGAAGAGUUUCCUGAGGAGCACACUGAUGGAGUGAACUUUCACCAUGUCCCCUCAGCGUUCGGGCUCGGUUCUUGUCGGAGUGUGGAGUAUGUUCCUGGGAGACUUCCAGCUGGGCUGAUGCUGAAAACAAACCAUGACAGAGGUGAUGCUGUCCGCGUGAACACGCUCCAAACUUGCAGUCCACACGAACCGGAAUAACCGGACUCUGCUUCCCGCCGCUGACAGGCUGCUGACAAUGACCAAAGACAACCAUAAAACAAUGUAAUAAAAACAUCUCCUGCACAUCUUCAUCGAGUUACUGUGGACAGAGAGAGUGCGUCAGAGCGCCGUUACGCAUGGAGACAGCUCGAGGCUGAGCGGAUCUGUGAGCCUCAUCUUUGUUUUUAGGAUCUGAACUCUGACACAAGAGGGAACCGAGUGCUUCUACUCCUCCUCAGACGGAAAAUGAGUAGCUGGCUCCUCAGACUAGCACUCUUCGUGGCUUGCGUCCUCUCCAUCCGCUGCACCGCUGCGCCCGGGACCGAGGCGGAGGCGCACACGGCGUCCAAGGAUACCUGCGCGUCGUGCGGCGUGGCACAGCCGGAGGACCCCGAGUCGGGCCGGCUGAACGUGGACUUCCUGGAGGCGGUGAAGAGGCACAUCCUGAGCAGGCUACAGAUGCGGGAGAGGCCCAACAUCACGCACCCGGUCUCGAGGGCGGCCAUGGUGACGGCGCUGCGGAAGCUCCACGCCGGGAAGGUGCGUGAGGAUGGGAGGGUGGAGAUCCCCAACCUGGACGGACACCCGAUGAGCAACGAGGUGCUGGAGGAGAGCUCGGAGAUCAUCAGCUUUGCGGAGAAAGAUGACGUGGUGACGUCCAAGUCCAGCCUGUUCUUCCUGAUCUCCAACGAGGGCAACCAGAAUCUGUACGUGACACAGGCCACCCUCUGGCUCUACUUCAAGCUGCUGCCGUCUCCUCUGGAGGUGCGCCCGAGGCGGAAGGUGACGGUGAAGGUGUACUACCAGGAGCCCGGCCUCGGCAGCAAGUGGAACCUGGUGGAGAAACGGGUGGAGCUGAAGCGCAGCGGCUGGCACACCUUCAUGCUGACCGACGCUGUCCGGUUGGUGUUUGAGAAGGGCGACCGGCGCCAGAACCUAGACGUACGUUGCGAGGGCUGCGAGGCGGAGGGCGUCAUGCCUAUCCUGCUCAACCACAACGACGAGUCCCACCGGCCCUUCCUGGUGGUGCAGGCGCGGCAGGCCGACAACAAACACCGGAUCCGCAAGAGGGGGCUGGAGUGCGACGGCAGCCACAGCCUGUGCUGCCGCCAACAGUUCUACAUAGACUUCCGGCUCAUUGGCUGGAACGACUGGAUCAUCGCACCGUCAGGCUACUUUGGGAACUAUUGCGAGGGGAACUGUCCGGCCUACAUGGCAGGCGGCCCCGGUUUGGCCUCGUCCUUCCACACAGCGGUGGUGAACCAGUACCGCAUGCGGGGGAUGAGCCCAGGCUCUAUGAACUCCUGCUGCAUUCCCACCAAGCUUAGCACCAUGUCCAUGCUCUACUUUGACGACGAGUACAACAUCGUCAAGCGGGACGUUCCCAACAUGAUCGUGGAGGAGUGUGGCUGUGCUUGAGUAUGUUUUAUUCUUGUUAAUUUAAGGUGGAACUGAAGAACUGUAAACAGAUUCACAAUAUUACAACAAAAAAUGAAUAUAGAAACAGAAUAUUUAUGGACGAUGGAGAAAACAUGCGCACACACAACCUCAUCCACACAUAUCUACACACCCUCAUGUAUGCCUGCACAAAAACUUGUAUAUAUAUUUAUGUUUGUUGAUAUAUUUGUUAUAUUCUCUGGUGGAAGACUGUAUCUGUCUACAAACGAUUCAGUCUCCUUCAAAGGGACGUGAAGAGUUCUCUUCCAAAUCUUUAAAUAUCCACUUUAGUGUCUUCAUCAUCUCUGAGAUCGUGAGGAUCUGGUUUGCUAAAGUGUUUCCGACUUAUGUAACCUAGUAGCCUUUACGAAGCAGCAUCAUUGUUAGAGUAGGUACCACUUGUUUAGAAGUUUUGGAAUUAAACUCUUCAUGUGUAGAACAUAAACCCAACCUUGAACGUAAGAAGAAGAGGUGGCGUGGGAGCCUUACGCGAGUCACAACGAAGGUUGGGGUGCCUCUUUCAAGAGCAGUGCGUGCAGACACAUGGGACGAGCACUGAAAAUGUUAAUACACCAGUCCAACUUCACCAACGUACAGCACUUCUUCUGGCCAGGCGUCACAUGAACACAUGAACAACAAAGUUUCUGUUACACCGUCACCACAAAAUAAUAAAGGUCACACCUGAGAUCUAAGGUACAUCAUAACUGUUUGGAGCUUUGUUUCCACGUUGGUGUGCAUGUAUCUUCAUUGUUGAGGAAGCACUGUAGCCUCGUCAAGGUUGAGGGUCACCAUCCGAACGUUUCCUACAAAUUUCUAAAUCACUUGUUUCUUUCGCUUGAAACUUCUCAUGCAUCAACUUUGAACCACUAAACAGUCUGAUUUUGAUCUUAGACUCUCAACUUUAGGUUUUCAAAGAGUGUGAACCGACCUUCCCAAGUCUAAUCAUCUCGUGACCUGUUUCAGAGGUUUCAGUUUGAUGAAACCAAACUUCCACCCUUCCUCGUUGGUCUUUGUUUCAUUAAAGUUAAAAUAUUCUUUAAUUUUCAAGCACUACACCAUCUUUCACAGAAGAAAUACUGUAAUGGAGUAUUAGGACCCCACAUUUAUCUGUCUUUGUUUGGAUACUGCAGCAAGUAAAACCUCCCUUCACCUUAAUUCAGCUUCUCCUCGAAGGGGACCGUUUGAUUCCUUCCAGAUAUUCAACGUAUCUCAUUUCAGUCAGUAAAAAAGUGAAAAGUUGCCAUAUUGGUGCAGCUUGGCACUCCCCGACACACACUUUGAUAGCACUUGCAGAUUGAAAUGCCUUUAACGAGCCCGAUGUGGCGCACCAUUGUCCACAGUCCUUCUAAAGAAAAUAAGUGCCGCAUGAGCUAUGCAAUGUAUAGUAUUUACCCGUAUAUACCAGACAAGCUGAACUUAAGCUCUUCUCACAAACUAUCACCAAUACUUGAAAUGUAAGUGUGGCAAGCAGGGGCAGGUUGGACUUUGGUUAGGAGGCAGGAGGAGGUUAUGUCUGAUUAAAAAUGUGUUUCUGGUGGUAGAUGGUGAACUGCAACAGAAAGACUUAAUCUAACUCCAAAGUUCAAGUUUUGACAACCAUUAAAACAGUUUCCAAAAAGUCCUUCUAGUCUUUCUGAACAUAUUUCUUGUAAAUUAGUUGCAUAUAAACUUAAUUUUUAGGAGACAGCAUUGGAAGAUAUAGAGUAAAUUUGAUUCAUUUCUAAACUCUGAAAUUCUUCGAAACAAAGACGGCAGUUGGAAGUGACACUUUUCUUUGCCCCUCUUGUAGCAGCAUAACAAAAAUUCAUUGUAGAGCAAUGGUUUCCAUCCGGAGGAACAUUUUUUACUAUAGAGCCCUUUAUUGAAAUUUGCUGGACUGGCUUUAAAAGGCAGAGAUGGAAUAAUCAAGUGUUGGCUGAACUGAUGACAACUUGUAGAGAGAUCGUUACGUAUAUUUCAUAUACAUGUUUAAUUGAGAACUGGUCGUGAACCGUUAUCACACAGUAUAUAAAAUUUCAUUUGGUUGCUGUACAAGACAAUCAAAGUGAUGUGUCGCUUUCGGUUGCCGUUUUUCUUCGGAGCAGAGUCGCGUCUCGUGUAACAUGUUCGAAAUCUUCCUCGUCUGGUUUUUCAAAGAUUAGUUUUCCUCCCUUCAUCAGCUCAAACCUCUGAAAUAUUUAAAAAAAGAGGCUAACUGGGGCUAACUUUGACCCAAAUGUGAUGCAUGAACAGUGAUUUUGGUGUCUAAAUGAAUGCGUCCCUGUGGAGUUCCCAUCAUGGCCCGUUCGGCACCGAAACACACUUUGAGACACAGUUUCAGUCACUUUGACAUCACUUUGAUAUUUUCAGGUUAAACGUUUGAGCGACCUGUUAUUUCACGAGUCCGUUACAUUGUGCUCUCAUUUACGUGCUUCACCGGCUACCAGCUACACAUUUAAGUUCAGGUACCGCUUAUUAUCUCCUCGCCUCUUCCCGCCUUCUGCCCGACGUUUCACCUCGACUUUGCCUGCCACUGUAAUCUUUCGCUUGUUCUUCAAAGCGGACGGUUGUUAGAAUAUUUGCACUGAGGAGCUGCGUGACUAGUAAUAAGUAAAAAAAAAAUGAAAUACAUAGAAACUGCCAUUGAAAAAAAAAGAAGUUAUUUUUAUAGAAGCAUAAUUGAGCUCAGUUCAAAUGUAUUAUACCUAAUCAUGGAACCAAAGAGGCCAAGAGGUUUAGCUGUUAAAGAUGGCAAUGCCGUCGUGUUGUUGUUGCUGUAAAUGACUUUGUGACAGUAAAGAGGCCUAAACACUGUAUCAGGGUAUAAUAUCAGUCCAUAAUCAGCUUAAUCUCUUUUCUAUUUUGUACCUAGACAUGGAAUAUUUCAUAUUUUUUCAUCAAAUUACUUAAAUAUUCCUAGUUUUCUUUCUUCUUUUUGUUAGUUCUCGUUACAGAAUCAUUUAGAGUUAAAGCACACGCCAUCUGAUCCCUGUACAGUUGAUGUAACAUAUGAAUAUGCUUUUGAAAUAUUUUGUUCUUUGUAAUUGUUGAAAAAUAAAUUUCUUAUUACCACUUGUA
Molecule: messenger RNA, 4921 nt
Organism: Larimichthys crocea (large yellow croaker)
Lineage: Eukaryota; Metazoa; Chordata; Actinopteri; Sciaenidae
Product: inhibin beta B chain
Exons: 2
Coding region: 674-1846 (390 amino acids)
Cellular component (GO): extracellular region
Molecular function (GO): cytokine activity; growth factor activity
Source: RefSeq, a predicted model, not a curated record